Molecule: messenger RNA, 2367 nt
Organism: Diplodia corticola
Lineage: Eukaryota; Fungi; Ascomycota; Dothideomycetes; Botryosphaeriales; Botryosphaeriaceae
Product: dna repair helicase rad15
Exons: 2
Coding region: 1-2367 (788 amino acids)
Biological process (GO): positive regulation of mitotic recombination; nucleotide-excision repair; transcription by RNA polymerase II
Cellular component (GO): nucleus
Molecular function (GO): DNA helicase activity; ATP binding; damaged DNA binding
Source: RefSeq, a predicted model, not a curated record
AUGAAGUUCAACAUCGAUGAUCUGCCGGUGCUGUUUCCGUACCCGCGCAUCUACCCAGAGCAGUACAAGUACAUGUGCGACCUGAAACGCACGCUCGAUGCCGGUGGAAACUGCAUCCUGGAGAUGCCUUCGGGCACUGGCAAGACCGUCUCCCUCCUCUCCCUGAUUAUUGCCUACCAGCAACACCAGCCCGAGAAGCGCAAGCUGAUCUAUUGCUCGCGCACCAUGUCUGAGAUCGAGAAGGCCUUGUACGAGCUCAAGGCGCUGAUGAAGUAUCGCACCGAGCAGCUUGGCUAUGAAGAAGAUUUCCGCGGCCUGGGCCUCACCAGCCGCAAGAACCUGUGCUUGCACCCCUCGGUAAAGCGUGAGAAGAACAGCGCUGUAGUUGAUGCUAGGUGCCGCAGCCUGACGGCCGGCUUCGUCAAGGAAAAGAAGGAGCGUGGCGAGGACGUCGAGCUUUGCGUCUACCACGACAACCUGGACUUAUUAGAACCUCACAAUCUGAUCCCCCCGGGCGUCUUCACCUUCGAGGACAUCCUGAGAUACGGAGAAGAGCACAAGCAAUGCCCAUAUUUUACGGCCAGGCGAAUGAUGCCUUUUUGCAACGUCAUCAUCUACUCCUACCAUUACUUGCUCGACCCCAAGAUCGCCGAUCGAGUAUCCAAAGAGCUGUCCAAGGACUGCAUCGUCGUCUUCGACGAAGCCCACAACAUCGACAAUGUCUGCAUUGAAUCAUUAAGUAUCGAUCUGACCGAGGACUCUCUGCGCAAGGCCACACGUGGCGCGAACAACUUGGAACGCAAGAUUUCCGAGAUGAAGGCGACCGACGCCGAGAAGCUAAGCAACGAAUAUGCAAAACUCGUCGAAGGCCUCCGCGCAGCCGACGAGGCGCGGGAAGAAGACGCCUUCAUGUCGAAUCCCGCCUUGCCAGACGACCUGCUGAAAGAAGCCGUGCCUGGCAACAUUCGACGAGCAGAGCACUUUGUAUCCUUCCUAAGACGAUUCAUCGAGUACCUCAAAACUCGUAUGAAAGUGUUGCAUGUGGUUUCGGAAUCGCCGCCAUCGUUCUUGGUCCAUCUCAAGGAGCUCACUUUCAUCGAGCGAAAGCCUCUGCGGUUUUGUGCCGAGCGCUUGACUUCUCUUGUACGGACGCUGGAGCUGACCAAUAUCGAAGACUAUCAGCCAUUGCAAGAGGUUGCCACGUUCGCAACACUGGUGGCCACCUACGAUACCGGUUUCUCCCUCAUCCUCGAGCCUUACGAGGCUGAAGGUGCCACCGUACCCAACCCGAUCUUCCACUUCACGUGCCUGGACGCCUCGAUCGCCAUGAAGCCAGUGUUCGAACGCUUCAGCUCCGUCAUCAUCACCUCCGGAACAAUCUCGCCGCUGGAUAUGUAUCCCAAGAUGCUCAACUUCUCAACAGUAGUGCAAGAAUCCUACACCAUGACUCUAGCUCGAAAGUCAUUCCUGCCCAUGGUCGUCACUCGAGGAAGCGACCAAGCAGCCAUCAGCUCAAGCUUCGGUGUUCGCAACGACCCCAAUGUUGUUAAAAACUACGGAGUUCUUCUCAGAGAGUUCUGCAAGCUUACUCCUGACGGCAUAGUCGUCUUCUUCCCCAGCUACCUCUACAUGGAAUCCGUCAUCAGCCAAUGGCAGGGCAUGGGCAUCCUCGACGACAUUUGGCGCUACAAGCUGAUCCUCGUCGAGACGCCCGAUGCCCAGGAGACUUCGCUCGCCCUCGAGACGUUCCGCACGGCCUGCAACAACGGCCGCGGCUCCGUCCUCCUCUGCGUCGCGCGUGGAAAGGUCAGCGAAGGCAUCGAUUUCGACCACCACUUCGGCCGCACCGUGCUGUGCAUCGGCGUCCCCUUCCAGUACACCGAGUCGCGCAUUCUCAAGGCACGCCUCGAGUUCCUCCGUGAGACGUACCACAUCCGCGAAAACGACUUCCUCUCCUUCGACGCCAUGCGCCACGCCGCGCAAUGCCUGGGACGCGUCUUGCGCGGCAAAGACGACUACGGAAUCAUGGUGCUGGCGGACAAGCGCUUCAGGAACAAGCGCACCCAGUUGCCCAAGUGGAUCGCUCAGCACCUCUCUGACGCCGACUCGAACAUGAGUAUCGAUCAAGCGGCCGCCAUGGCCAAGAAGUUCUUGCGCGACAUGAGCAAGAACUUUCACAAACCGUUGGCCGAGGGAGUCAGCGUGUGGGGCAUGGAGGACCUAAGGAAAUACCAGAAGCAGAGGCAGGAAGAAGAGAUUCAGAUGCUGAUGGAUGCGCCGGAUAAGGAGGUGCGGAUGCGGGAUGGCUUGGAUGAGUUCGACGCAGCCGGGGAUAUGGAUGAGGUCAUGGCCGGGAUCGAGGCUUGA